GUGCAAACUUUAGAACAUAGUUAUUCUUGGGAGACACCUUUUUUUUUUGUUUGACAAACACAGUUUCAUUAACUGAGAAACAAUUACAGAGUAGUGGACUGUGUCCAAAGAAAGACAUUCAAAUCAAAUAAGGCAAAAGGAGAGGCCCAAAACAUGUAAGCCCACCACAAACCAGAAAAUACACAAGAAAGCUCACAAUGGAGGCCCACAUGGAGGAAAGCCAAUCCUAACCCUAUCUGGAAUGCAACCCCACAAAGAGAUCGCCGCCGCUGCGGAGAAAAACAAACUGCCAAGACCAAAAGAAGCUACCGACCAGGAAAACAGGGAACUGCAAACCCAGCAGACGACGAGCCGUGGAUGAUGACAAAGCAACACCCUCAACAAAGAGAUGACCACUGAAGGACUUGGCAGAACCUAGAAACAAAGCAUGCAACGAUCUCUGAGUGAGGAGUGCCCAUCUUCGAUUCCAAGAACCGCAUCCGAGCCGAUUCACAAAGGAAGACUACUGCAUCUCCGGAUCAUCGCGAUCUGUUGGAUGAAACAAGGAGGUAGAUGAAAGAUUCAAGGAAAGAGGAUGAGUUGGAGAAAAAUCAACAACCCCCUCUCCAACUGGACCAAAAGCUCCAAGCUUUCAAGAUCUGAAACUCCGAACAGAACUUGAACGAGGAAAGAUCCAUCCCAAGAGACAGAACAAGGAAAAGACCCACAAGGGGGAUAAGGAAAACCCACACAGGGGAAUGGAAACAGAAAAAGAAAACGCAUAAACUGGAAAAAGUGCAUACAAAGGAAGGACGAAGGGAGGGCCGCCACCGGAAGCUGCCGGCCGCAGCCCUCAAGGAAGAGCUGAAAAGGGACUUUUAGAGAGAGGAGAGAGCGUUUUGAAUUUUAGAGAGAGUACUGAUUUUGCUUCUCAUUUACUCUAUCCGCUAUUGGGAGACACCUAAUGCUAUAUACAAAUUGGUGGAUUAGAUACAAAAUUGUCAUCUCUACUUGAGAUACAUAUUAUAGUCGGGUAGUGUUAUUCAAGGUUGUCAACCCAGUAUUCGGCUGACCGGUUCAACCGGGUGUGAUUGGUACCGAUCAUCUAAACGGUUGGAAUACACUUUGAAUGGACGGUUAUGUAAAAAUCAAAAUUGGGUUAAAUUAGUCAAAACCAGGUUGAACCAGUUAAAAAUCGAAUGGUCUGACUAAUCAAAACUGGAUUUGAAGAUGAGCAUUGAUAAUUUUGUAAUAUAUAUUUCGUUUGAAAAAAUAAUUUAAUAAUAUAUGAAUGUAAAUUAGCGAGAUUUUUUUAAAAUAUAUUAAAUAUAUGCAUACUCUUUUUAGUAUUAAAGAUUUUGAAUCUGAUCCGAUCAUUAAACCGGUUUGACCAGCUUGGUGUUAUUACUUAUUAACCUUAGUCCCAGCCGGAGAAUCUCCUACACCACCGUGUCGCCAUCAUUCGCCGCCGUGCUUUCCUCUGUCGAUUCUCAAUAUUGCCUUCAUCGCAACAUUUUAGCUUUGUGCAGGAAAGCAACGUCACUCGAACGAUUCAAUUUCCUUUUCUCCUCUCCAAUCCAACUGCAUCCCGCUGCUGCAGCUCCGUCUGGAUUCCCCUAUCCAAAUACAAACUUCCUUCUUUUUCCUCUGCAAUUUCUGCCUGCAAAUCACACGGCGUAGCCGGUUCCAGGCCAUGUCGAGGCGGAGCCACAUCAGGGAACUGGGAUGUAUAGCUUGCAAGGAGCUCGACGAACUAGGGGCCGGAAAGGAAGGAUGGCUGGUGGACAAUCCCAACCUUCUCUGCGCACUUGACACGCAAUCAAUUGCCCUCGCCAACAAGUUUCUCGUCGUGAUUACAGGAUGGGAUGGCGGCCCCGGUUUCAAGAUCCGCCCGGAGUUGUCCCCGAUCGAGUCGGAGCACAUCACUGCAAUGGAGUGGCUGGUUUUUGAUGAGGUUCGAGCCAUUGCAGUGGGAACCUCUUGUGGGUACUUCCUGGUUUAUACUUUGGAUGGCCAGUUGGUUCAUAGACAGUUGGUCUAUUCAGGGCGAAUUUUGAAAUUGAGGGUCCGUGGAACUAAGAAAGAUAUGAUGAGUGAUACUUCCCUAGCGGAGGAGGUUUCCAUUGUUAUGCCAGGCGUUAUUGCUCGCUUCGAUGGCACUGUCAUUCAGGAAUUGCUUAGAGAUUGGUUUCAAGAUGUGAAUUCCCGGUUUUGGGACGACAUUUCGAAAAAGAGAGACCAAGAGGACCAAGGGAACUCUCACAAAGCUUUACCUUAUCAGUUAUGGAGCGUUAAUAAGCAUGGAUUGUGUAUUGAUGCCGCGAUUAGUGGAGUAAUGCCACCACCACUUCUUGAAGUUCAGUCCAGUCAGCGUUACUUUUGUGCAGUCACUGUUGGAGAGGAUGCGGUAAUUGCUGCUUACAGAUUAUCGGAGGACAGGAGCAGGUCUUUAGUUGGUGCUAUUCUGUCAAAAGUUGUUCCUGCAGCGUAUUCAACAAUAACUUCUUUUUCUAAAAUGAUAUGGCGGAGUGAACAACCAUCACCCAAAAAGUCAGAAGCCAAAACUCAGUCAUUUGCCAAAGCAUCUGUUCUUACUUGCUUGAAAGAUAAGCCAAGGAAAGGGGAGAAAUUAACCUUGUCACCCAGCGGCACUUUGGCUGCAAUUACAGACUCUCUUGGCCGUAUAUUGCUGUUAGACACUCAAGCCUUAGUAGUGGUCAGACUAUGGAAGGGAUAUCGCGAUGCAAGCUGUUUGUUCAUGGAAAUGCUGAUUAAUAAGGAUAAACCAGGAAGCCAUUCUUCAUCUUAUUAUGAACCUGUGAAGAGUGAUUACUGCCUCUGCCUUGCUAUUCAUGCACCACGGAAAGGAAUCGUGGAGGUGUGGCAAAUGAGAACCGGAGGACGUAUUCUGGCCGUUCAGUGCGGGAAAGGUAGUAAAAUAUUGCAGCCGACGUACAGGUUUGGAUCGGUAAUGGACGGCUCUCCUUACGUUCCUCUUGAAGUGUUCUUGUUAGAUGGAGACUCUGGCCAAAUCUCAGUGUUGAAUCGCUCACUUCACUAGCUAUUGUUGUCUUGAGUUACUCUGUUUUUUUUUUUUUCCUACCGUUUUGUUGUGUUCAUUAGCUGGCGUUUCGAUCUAUUGAGAUUCGUUCAUUGUUCGUUUCCCAGUGUCGAUGUGAUUGGUAAUAUGCAAGCAAUUAAACGAGGAACAACACAUACUUAAUGAGUGUAUACACAAGCUAACAAGUUGUAUUAUCUGCAAGUCUCACAGAGACUGACUCCCGACACACCAUGCUAUUUUAGUCCAGUACCAAGAACCCAGAUCGUUUCAAAUCGAUUAAACGCGUACGAAAACUUGCUACAUGACCACGACUUGCCUGGUGACGAUGUUCCUCAUCCAAACCAUUGGUCAGAGGAGGAUCUGUAUGUGAAUCGCGAGAAGGAUCCACCUCCUGAGCUUACAAAUAUCGCGCCCUCUGCUCGAGUAAUCGUGCAGCUCCCUGAGUUCCCAGAAUAGGCCAUGGUCUCGAUCUCCCGCAUGACUCUGUGAAUCAGUCCACGGUGCCAUUGUUCCUGACCACGGAGCCUCGAGUGUUGAACGCAAACUAGGGUUUCCAAGAGAGGUUCUGGCCUGGUUUUUUCUUGGUCUGUAGCUGGUCCAUUGUUUGGCCAGAGUAGAUACCCGCCAUUGUUGCUUUGUGUUGGGCAUUGGACGAUGCAACUUUAAUUCAUUUCUCUAAUAUCCCACAAGAACAAACAGAUUCGAUAUGGCCAGGAGAAAUUUGGGAACCCUUCUGGUCUUGGUAAGCUAAAUGCAGAGCCUCCAAAAUUGGGCAUCCAGUCCAGACUCCAGAGUCCACAUUGAUCACAGAAGAAAUAGCUACGUACAGCUAAGGUAAGAUAAACGACAUAGACGAAGUAUAAACUAUGAUGAAGCAAACUAAUAUAUAUGGACAAUAAUCUUCAUCUUUCUUGGUUAAGCUACUAAACAGUUGUGUAGUCAUCACCAAAAUCCAAAGUUGUCAGAGUUUCGGAACGGAUGCAGAUAAACCUCCAGUUGAAACUGAUGGAUUCUACUAGGUGUGGGUUUGACACUUUGACUAAAAUUUCGCUUGCGUUUCACCCGACUUGCAGCAAUGAUAAAACGACGUCGUUUUGUAUCUUGGGUUUCUAAGCCGAUUAGCAUUGGAUGAAAAUUGGCAUGCAUAACUUAGCGUAAUUUAUGAACACUUUGUGAAAGUUAUCAGAUAUUAUCACUUUAUGACGGUAGUUGUGGGGAGUAUUUCAAUAAUACUUUUUUUGUAUUUGGGUUUCUAAGCCGAUUAGCAUUGGAUGAAAAUUGGUUUGCCCAACUAAGCAUAAUUCAUGAAUACUUUGUGAAAGUUAUCAUAUAUUAUCACUUUUAUGACAUGCAGUUGUGGGGAGUAUUUCAAUAAUAAAGGAACGUGCUUGUUCAAAGGAUAUUAUUCACGAUUAUAUCUGUAUAGCCAUGGGUACUCAUGUUGCGUAUCCCACGAAUAGCCACUCGGUUGAGUUAAUUGGUUUCGGUCUUUCAAAACCUAAUGGUUCUUUUAUUGAGUUUUGGUUGGUAAGCCCACAUGCCAACCGGUCUAGUGAUCCCUAUGCUCAUACACUAUAUACACUUGAUGCUUCUGAUUGAUCGAAGUUUAUCGGUGUGCAUAAAACUUCCAAAUCACAUAAACUAUACUAAUCCAGAUUACGUUUAGUCUUGACUAUAUAUAUAAUUAAUUACAACCUAAAACUAUAUGGGUUAACCAUUAAUAUCAUCAGUGGUGGAGGGAGGUGAGGAGGAGAUGGGUCCUAGGACCCCACCUGGCAAAAAAUUGGACCACAAAAC
Messenger RNA from Linum trigynum, 4837 nucleotides. NCBI's taxonomy places the organism in Eukaryota, Viridiplantae, Streptophyta, Magnoliopsida, Malpighiales, Linaceae. The record is from the annotation of a GenBank genome assembly.